This is a messenger RNA of Caenorhabditis bovis, 1992 nucleotides long. The record is from the annotation of a GenBank genome assembly. NCBI's taxonomy places the organism in Eukaryota, Metazoa, Nematoda, Chromadorea, Rhabditida, Rhabditidae.
AUGACGGAGUAUCGCGCUUCAAGUUACGUUGAUGAUCGUGAUUCGCCGGCACCCGAACGUUCAUCGAACCGUUUCCUUGAUCGAUCGGUUUCCUAUUCGAGAUACCAGCCGACGCGUUCUGCGGGCAGCUCAUAUUCGAAUUGCACUUCUGUUGACGAGCUUUGCAAUCGAUUCAAUCGUUAUCAACGGCAAGUUCGAGAUAUAGUCAAUACAUUCGCCGAAUCCGAUAUAGACGAAACUACUCGACAAAUAAUGAACCAAAAUAGCUUUAAUCGCCCGCCACUUGCAUUUCACACAGUUCACGGGACCAAUGUGGUGCUAUUGAAGAACGGUAGAGUUGCCCGAAGAAAGGAAAGCUUUUGCAAGGGACUCGCUUUCUCAAACAGGCCUGUUGAUAUUGAUGAGAAUGUGUGUUUGAAAUUGAGUGAAGUUUCCUCGAACUGGUCAGGUGUUCUUCGUUUUGGCGUCACAAACUUUGAUCCAGAGACUUAUCGCAACAUACCGGUACCCAAAUUUGCCUGCCCGGAUCUCACUUCUAAAGAAGGCUAUUGGGCAAAAGCUCUACCUGAACGAUACUCAAUCGAAGGGAAUGUUCUUCACUUCUUCAUUAAUGCUACUGGAGAACUUUAUUACGGAUUGAAUGGCUCACAAAAGGGUCUUUUUCUCACCGGUAUCAAUGUUCAUCUCCCAAUGUGGUUGAUUCUCGAUAUUUAUGGAAAUUCGGUCGCCUUGGAAUUUUUAGAUGCCAAUGAGUUUGUUGUGCGACGACGCGAUCCGAUACCGCCGGUACCGAUCAAUCGCGCUCCAGCCGUUCCACCACCGGUAUUGCCACAAAAUCAUCUCCAUGCGCGUGACAACACUCAAAAUGAGAGAAUGGAUGUCAGACACUCUGGUUCGCUUAUUCGUUUUCAUCACAUUACCGGCCGUAAUGUUGUCUUGAACGCGGCGAGAAAUGAGGCUACUCGCAAUGAUUCGGAGUAUCAUCAGGGAUAUGUGUUCACCGAGCGCCCGGUUCGCAGGUCUGAGAAAGUCACGAUUCUCAUCAAAUCGGUUGAGCCAUUAUACAGUGGAGGACUAGCGUUCGGAUUGACAUGCUGUGAUCCAUCAACAUUGGUUAAUAGCGAUCUCCCAGAUGAUUCGGCGUUACUUAUUGAUUUGCCCGAUUAUUGGGUUGGAAUUAAGGAUGUCGCUGUCAAACCGGCGGCCGGAGCAAAACUGAGCUUCUGGAUUCUUCAAUCUGGAGAGGUGAAAUUCUCGAUGGAUGAUGGUGAAGGACGCGUUAUCUUCUAUUGCGACGCUUCACUCAGUCUUUACAUGUAUUUCGAUGUAUAUGGAUCUACAACAUCGAUUCGAUUGUUGGGAUCGGAACAAGUGGCGCAGAAUGGUCGUUCUAUUGCCAACGUGCCUGCCAUCACUUCAGAGAAUCCAGGAACGAGAAGCCAGCCGCUUAGCAUUCCAACACGUCCAAGAAGAGCUGCUCCGCCACUUCCAGCACCACGAAAUUCGAACAGCCAGUCACCAAUGCUUCGAGUCAACAUGCCAGCAGUCGACCAGGCGCCGCUCGUUCCACCACCACCAGUGGCUCAGAGACCAGAGCCUCGAGUUCCGCCAUAUCCACCACCGCCAAGACCCGUGGUUAGCAGGAUCACAGAUCUCGACGAUCUGUCUUCAAUUCCGUCUGUCUCCGGAAGAGCUGUGCCUGCAGUUCCGCUGACUAGACCAGCUAUCAGCAAUCCGCCACCAGUUCCACCACCAAAAUUGCCGAGCAACAUGCCAACUGCAUCAUCAUCUUCAACUCAACAGUCGGAUGCGGAUAAACGCGAAGACGAGUGCACUAUUUGCAUGGAUGCAGCAGUGAAUUGUGCACUAUACACCUGCGGGCAUAUGUGCGUAUGCUAUCCAUGCGGACAGGCCAUCAUGAAAACUGGUGAACCAACAUGCCCAGUUUGCCGAGCUCCGAUCAAGGAUCUCCUUCAAAUUUUCCGUCCAUAA